Emiliania huxleyi CCMP1516 is the source of this 3720-nucleotide messenger RNA. RefSeq lists its product as hypothetical. Bases 1 to 3720 code for a protein of 1239 amino acids. The record is from RefSeq and is a predicted model, not a curated record. The transcript is spliced from 15 exons. Lineage: Eukaryota; Haptophyta; Isochrysidales; Noelaerhabdaceae.
AUGGAGAAGGGACAGGUCGUAGCCUGUGGCACCGGCCUGUCGACGAAGAUCGGCACGGUCGUGUACUUCGACCGCAAGAAGCAACUGGUGCAAGUCAAGUGGAUGCUAGGGUCGGGCGCGGACUCGAACGACUUCUCCGAGCACAGCGUCGGAAAGCAGUCGAAAGGGAAACGCCUCCGCGUCGCCACACCCGUCGACCAUAGCGCGUUCCGCGAGGCACACUACUGGCGUCCGCGCCGCUCGCCGCGCGGGUCCGCACCAGCGGUGGCCGGCGAGGCGGCUGGCGAGGCGGCUGGCGAGGCGCCUUUCGGCCGUCCCGCAAAGGGCGUCGCGUCGGCGGGCUGCACCCACCCGCCGUCCCGAGGCCACGCGCCAGCCGAAGAGUGCGACGAUCCCGAGCGCAGCGCGGCCAAGCGCCACAAGCUCGUCACGAAGCCGUGCCAGCUGGGCUCGCCCUCUGGAGCGGCCAAGUCAAAGCCGCGUGCGGCGGCAUUGGGCGACAGCAAGCGGCGGCACGAGCUCGAGGAGGAGGAGGAGGAGGAGAAGGAGGACGUUGAGAUGAGCGAGGCGGAGAGCGGCGACAACGUCGUCGGCAAGGAGCUCUCGAUCGAGCAGGAGGGGGGCGGCCGCCGCGUGGCCACCGUCGUGGCGCACUACCCGAGCACCGGCCACCACCGCGUGCGCUACGCUGACGGCAGCGGCGGCGCCGAGGACAGGGUGCUGCUCAAGGAGGUCAAGUGGGACUACCACCGCAAGCAGGACUCGGACUCGCCCCCGGCGGGCCUGCUCGAGGCGGCGUGCUCGGGCGCAUCGAAGAACGCGCCGCCGCAGAGGUCGAGCAAGGGCACGGCGCGCAAGAGCGCUGGCAAGGAGCCCGAGCGGCGCAAGGGGCUCGUGCACCCCCUUUCCUCCCCACAUUCCCGCCCCAAACGCUGUCCGUAUCUCCCCUUCUUCACACGAGGGCCUCCUCUCCCCGCCCCGGCCCCGGCACCUCCGCCACCACCGCCUGCCCGGCCGUCGUCGGCCGGUACGACGGUGGUUGUGGGGACGGGGCAGGACGCGACGGAGGUGAUCGCGCGCUACAAAGACGGCUACUUUUACCUCGGCACCGUCAUCGCCGUGAAGAGGAGCGAUUCGGCCGGCGGCCCGGCGGGCGGGGGCGGGAGAGGCGAGGGCGCGCCUCGGUGCAUUGGUCGGGGGAGGGGCGGCUCCGCGUCACGCCCUCGGCUCCGUUCCCUAGGCAACUCCUUCCUCGUGGCGUGGAGCGACGGCGAAGACCCCUCGUGGGUGGAGGCGCACAACGUGGCGCUCGUCUCGCGCGUGCCUCCGCUCUGCGAGAUGGCGAGCGGCACGCGGGUGCUCGCCUUGUGGCAGGGCUCGUUCACUGUGGAGGACAACGACUCGGAGGAGGAGGAGGAGGCCUGGUUCGAGGCCGAGGUGGUCGGAGAAGGGCGCGGCGCGGAGGAGCGCUCGCUGCGCUGGACCGAAGGAGGCGCGCCAGAAGAGGGCGACCCCGCCCCUCCGGCGCGAGCAGCCUCGGAGUUUCGGCUGUCAGGCGAGCUCUUCGAGGCGCCGCCCGAGGCGAUCCGCACCUUUGUCUCGUCCAUCCCAGCGCCGUUCGAGCUGCAACAGUGCUCGGCCGCCCCCGAGGCGACGCAGCGCAAGGCGGCGGCGGCGGCAGAGCGCAAGGCGUCAGAGGCGGCGGCAUGUGCGUACGAAGCCUCCGAGGCGGACCGGGCCGCGCUCGUCCGGGAGUUCGUGGAGCGAGUGCAGCAGCUGGGCGUCGCCGGAGCCGCCGGGCAUCUCGAGAUCGUCGUUACCGCCGACACGCAGCAGGGCGCUGCCAAAGGCCGUCGCGAUCCCAUCCUGGCGCACGGCGCGGUGCCGCAAGAGCUGCCGCUCAAAGACUUCGCGCAGCUGCCGGAAGUGAGCGAUGCCAUGGCCCGCCUCGAGCCAGAGGACGCGAUGCAGGUCGUCGUGUACGCCGCAUCGUGUGGCGACCUCCUGUCGCGCAACGGCACCGGCUGCGGCACCUUCUACUUGCUGCCGCCGGAUGUGGCACGGGACUGCGGCGGCUCGCUAGUGUCGGGGGGCGAGCACGUGUGGCUGACUGAGGCCAGGCUCGCCGCUGUCCGCGGUGCUGAUCCACGCCUGGCGGAGGCGCUGCUCCGCUUCCGCAACGUCAUCGACGACGCCAUGCUGGCGGGCGGCGACUCCAAGGCGGACCUGAAGAUGCACGUCAAGGUCGAGCACGCGAAGUGCGACCACCGCCUCCAGUGCCUCUGCAGCAGCAACCCCAGCAACGCGGUGUGCCAGCCUUGCCCCGGCUCCGACGCCUCGGAUGCCACGUUCGAGCUGCACCGGGACGCCGCUUGCCCUGAGGAGCGCGACCGGUGGGUCGCCGCGUGGCAGCGGACGCUGGUGAGCGGCCUCGCGCACGCGCUCUUCGAGCUGCUCGCCACUCGCUGCCCGUACUCGCCCCGCGCCUCGUUCUUCAUUUCGGGGGGCAACCAGACCGCCGAGCAACGCGCACGCACUGAGGCGCUGUACGCCGAGGCGCAGCUCGAGGCCAAGCACGAGUCAAAGGAGACGAAGAGAAAAUUCCUCAACAAUCACGUCGAGGGCCUGGCGAAGGCCGAGGCGCACGGGCUGGGGCGUCCUGGUCUGCUGCCGGCGUGGCAGCACGGCAAGGGCGGCUCGCUCAGCCGGCAGCAGCUGGUGACAGCUGCCUGCGCCAGCAUCUCACCCGCCAAUCUCUCGACAACGCCGAUGCUGAGGGCGGAUGCAGCAGCGGCGGCGGACAUCGAUGGCGAUGUGCCGAUGGCCGAGGCGCAGGAGGACGACGAGGAGCAGGGGGGCGAGGAGGAGGGGGGGGAGGGCGAGGAGGAGGAGGAGGAGGAGGGUGGCGGUGACGGUGUGAUGGGUGAGGCGCGCCGCCUGCUGCACGGGCGGGCGAGCGUCCCCCUCAAGUCCGGCGGCAAGCUGCUCCUGCGGCAGUUCGGUUCUUUGCCGGGUCGAAUGCAGAAGAAGUUCCUGAUGGACCCGGUCUUCACCAAGGCCUCUCAGCGCACGUUUUUCGUCUUCAAGUUUACCUGGCGUGGGUGCCCGCCGGAGCGGCGCCUUUCACGACGGGAGGAGGGCUCGGCGGUGGCGGAGACGGUGGCGGCGGCGAGGGUGGGGGCGGAGAGGGCUGAGGCGAGGGGGGCGGCGGGCUCGGAGGAGGCGGCGUGGGCGCACGCGCUCUUCGAGCUGCUCUCCACUCGCUGCCCGCACUCGCCCAGCGCCUCGUUCUUCAUUUCGGGGGACGACCAGACCGCCGAGCAACGCGCCCGCACCCAGGCGCUGUACGCCGAGGCGCUGCUCGAGGACAAGCACGAGUCAAAGGUGACGAAGCUCAACCACAUCAACAAGUACGUCGAGGGCCUGGCGAACGCCGAGGCGCGCGAAAACGGGCGGCAACUUCCGCUGCCGGCGUGGCACCGCGGCGCGGGCGGCUCGCUUGGCAAGCACAAACUGGUGUGGCAGGAGGGGAAGCGCACCGUCGUGCUCGCGGCCGUGCCCAAGGCCCAGCUGAGCCUCCCCUCCGGCUGCACGCGGCGCGAUCACCCAUGGUACUACGGCAUCGCGUCGAUGCUCAUCGAGGUCGCCGCCCUCCUCGACCUCGUGCCUCUUCCCAACGUUCCCUCGGCGGCCAAUGGCGAUGCCGUCUGCUCCGGGUAA